GUAGAACAUGAUUCAUCUAACCAACAAGGGACAGAGGGCAGUAUUAACUGAGUAAAAGGUUGAACUCAAGCCAAGUUCAAUCACAUUUGGUGUCAGCUUCGCCUUCCAGCCAUUGAAAUACCAGACAGGAAGUUGUGAGUGUGUGGACGUGACUGGGCGCUCGUAGCGUCGCUAGGGUAGACUACAUCAGACGACGGAGCUGCAUUCAGAAUCCUCAAGACACCCUGCAACAGGUUCUGAAGACGAAAAAUACAAAAGAGACCAAAAUGUCUGGAAUCAUCAAAAUGUUGAGGAAGAGAAAGGAGCUGAUACCGCUGGUCGGAAUAAUGGCAGUUACUGCCAUAGGUGCUCCAUCUGUUUCUUUAUACUUUCUUUUCACCAAACCCGAUGUCAUCUUAAACAAAACUAAUAACCCGGAACCAUGGGAGCGGUUGGACCCAUCAAAACCACAAAAGCUGCACACCAUAAACCAGAAGUGGCGGCCCAUCGCAGAGCUGGAGCACGUUAAGAGCCUCACAAAGUAGAUUAUCCUUCCUUUUCCCGUCAUUUGUUUUAAAAUAUAAUUGUAACAAAAUUUUAAUAACUGUCAAGUAUAAAAGCUAUGUUCUUUUCCAUGACCAAGAAUACAUGUAUUCUUGGUAAUGAUGGGUUUUGUGUAUGUUUUAUUAUUUCUAUUUACUGAUAUCAACUGUCAAAUCUAAUUUGAACACUGCGUCGGAAACUGGAUCUGUGCAUAGUAAUAUAAUAUAGCACCAUGCUGGUGCAAAUGCGUGUGUGUACGAUGGGGGGGGGGGGGGGGGGUUUGCAUUGGUUGGGUCAGCUUGAGCAACACCUGAACCUUGGGACUUAUGUCCGUGGGGUGUAUGGUGUGGUGUUAAAUUUUUACAAAUUGUGCAAAAAAGAGUUUGAUGAAAACUGAUAUUACAUAUUAACGAUGUCUAAACUUUAGUCAGAAAGUAAAUACUGUGCAUACUGUUGUAAAAAUAAAACAAUAUGCGUUAUGUACACCUACAACUCCCUUUAUUGCUACAAUUUCCAGGCAAGUUGACAAAGGCAGCCGUAUAGUUUUGUUUCACGUUAAGGGACAUACCAUUCUUUCUGCUGAAUGCAAAUAAGGAGUAUUGUCUUUUUCUGCAGAGCUCUUACACCAAACCAUGAUUGUUUGUCCUUGUCUCAUGUAACUACAAUAAGGAAAUGCAUCUCCUGAAGUAGACCAUUUACAAUGGUCCCCCUUGCAAAGCUUCAAAGAGAUCACAUUAAAAAGGAUGUCAUUGUCUUGCAUUUAGUGCAAUAGUGAAGUCUUUUUGUAUGCAUGUUUGAAUCUCAGUAAUACUGCUCCCUCUAGUGUAUGGAAUAAAGAAACAUCAACCAUGA
Molecule: messenger RNA, 1374 nt
Organism: Gadus morhua (Atlantic cod)
Lineage: Eukaryota; Metazoa; Chordata; Actinopteri; Gadiformes; Gadidae
Gene: coxfa4l3
Product: cytochrome c oxidase associated subunit FA4L3
Exons: 5
Coding region: 267-524 (85 amino acids)
Cellular component (GO): respiratory chain complex IV
Source: RefSeq, a predicted model, not a curated record